AUGACAGACGCCGCGUCCAUCCGAAGCACUUCGACCAUGUCGAGUCUCAAAGCGCUGCUGCCCAGCACUAGCAAGAAUUCAAAGUCAAACUCGGAGAAAAAGGAGAAAUCUCGACCCAAGGCCGAGACUGUUGAACAGAGGGCUGUCAAGUGGGAAGCCAGGGGUGUCUAUAUGUCGCUGAGGUGA
Capronia epimyces CBS 606.96 is the source of this 186-nucleotide messenger RNA. RefSeq lists its product as uncharacterized. The coding region runs from base 1 to 186 and encodes 61 amino acids. NCBI's taxonomy places the organism in Eukaryota, Fungi, Ascomycota, Eurotiomycetes, Chaetothyriales, Herpotrichiellaceae. The transcript has a single exon. The record is from RefSeq and is a predicted model, not a curated record.